Messenger RNA from Liolophura sinensis, 2170 nucleotides. RefSeq names its product hydroxysteroid dehydrogenase-like protein 2. Gene Ontology annotation, cellular component: mitochondrion. The record is from RefSeq and is a predicted model, not a curated record. Lineage: Eukaryota; Metazoa; Mollusca; Polyplacophora; Chitonida; Chitonidae.
UCACUAACCUGAGAUGACUACUUUCGCCUGAUGUAAUUAUUGAGCAGUGCGCGUUUUACUGGUUGUGUGGGUAUUAUUAUCAUCUCCGUCCGUGCUCAAGCUGAAUCAUGGCAAUUUAAAUAUAGUUACACACAUCACAGGGGAUACAACAAUAAAUAUCCCGAGUUCUUCACUGUGUUCUCGACCAUGGAUGACCCAAGGCAUAAGACUUUUACCAUAGCCAGUCGAUUACACUGCAACGACAUCUCUUUCCUCACAUGCCGCGCGAAAAGCGGUGACCUUCUUUUCCUUUAACUGUACAGAAAUGCCACCGCUUGCCUUGGCAUACGCGAUUACUUCUUCUAACUCGCUUUUUAUGUCGUCUUUAGUGGGCGCCGCCAUGUUGAAUAACUUAAUAUUCAUUAGCUAAUAAGGUGAGUAAAUAGUUUAUUUUUAAUUUGGAAGUUUUGAUUAAUUCAGAUGCAGGUAGUUGCUUGAUAUUAUACCACGGAAAAUACUUAUUUAAUAUCUGAUGCUUCUUUAUCUACAGUUUUCCACAAAAUUGUGGGGGAAAUCACUGCGCUGAUGGCGCCCAUCGAUACCGAUGCCUUGCCUCAGUGCCGUGGGAUCACGUAGAAAGGCGCGUGAUCUCGAAUGGAUCCAAAGUUCACAUCUCUGACAGGAUGGCUGCAAACACCGGAUCCCUAGCUGGCAAGACUUUGUUCAUUACGGGGGCAAGUCGGGGAAUUGGGAAAGCCAUUGCGCUGAAGGCUGCCAAAGACGGGGCUAACAUAGUGAUAGCAGCCAAAACUGCAGAGCCACACCCCAAACUACCGGGCACCAUCUACACAGCUGCCAAAGAAAUUGAGGAUGCUGGAGGAAAAGCCUACCCAUGUGUGGUGGACAUCAGAUAUGAAGAUCAGGUGAGAAAGGCCGUUGAUGAGGCGGUGCAGAAGUUUGGAGGGAUCGACAUCCUGGUAAACAAUGCCAGCGCCAUCAGUCUGACAGGGACCGCAGAGACACCGAUGAAGAGAUACGACCUCAUGAUGGGAAUUAAUGGAAGAGGGACAUACCUGUGUUCCCAGGCGUGUUUACCUUACCUGAAAAAGGGAAGUAACCCACACAUCCUCAACCUUAGUCCUCCGUUAAACAUGAAGGCCAAGUGGUUCCAGAACCACGUGGCCUACACUAUGGCCAAAUACGGGAUGUCUAUGUGUGUUUUGGGAAUGUCAGAAGAGUUCAGACCAUACAAGAUAGGCGUCAACGCUUUGUGGCCUCGAACAACUAUAUUUACGGCUGCCAUGGAGAUGCUGGCUGGCGGGAAAGGUAUCAAGAAUCAGUGUAGAACUGUUGACAUCAUCAGUGAUGCGGCCUACAUUAUGUUGUCGAAAGAAAGCUCCACCUACACGGGAAAUUUUGCCAUUGAUGAUGAAGUUCUAAAAUCUGCAGGAAUCACAGACUUAGAGCAAUAUUCGUGUGUCCCAGGCUCCACGUUGAUGCUGGACUUUUUCCUGGAUGAAGACCCAAAUGCAGUACAUCUGCCUGGAUCUCAGGGCUCUGGGGAAGGGGUCAGCAAGACGCUGGACAUGAUGAAAGCCCUGCUUAACGAGGAACUGGUCAAAUCUGUGGAUGGUGUCUUCGUGUUUGAUUUGAAAGGUUCAGAGCCUGGAACGUGGUAUUUGGAUCUGAAGAAUGGUUCUGGUAAUCUGGGAGAUGGGGGCGCCCCCAGUGGCGAUGCUGGUUGUACCAUGAUCAUGAACAGUGAAGACUUUGUCAGGAUGUUCAAAGGAGAUCUCAAGCCAACUAACGCAUUCAUGUCAGGCAAAUUGAAAAUCAAAGGUGAUAUGGGGCUGGCAAUGCGACUAGAAAAGCUUAUGGGAAAGAUGCGACCCAAGUUGUGACAUUUCUCGGACUGAUUUUGACUUGUAGACUUCACAGAAGAUAUAAAAAAAAAUGGUUCAAUACCAUAUAAUACCCUUGUAAGGAUUACGUCAGGAAUAGAAUAAAAAAUGUCUUAAUUUGUCUUCUGAACAAAAAUGAGCCAGUUUGCAGUGGUGAGGACUCAUUAUUUGUGUAUCAUGAUGAAUUAAAAAAAAAAAUUGUCAUAUUUACACAUGGAUAGUCCAGGUAUUAAUGUGCUAAUUAUUUUACAACUUAAGUAAUGGGAUAUAUAUAAAGGUAUCAUUUCAAC